UGUGUUUAGAGCGCAGGUCCACGCAGGAUUCUCCGUGGUGGCCAUUUCUACACGCAUUUUAACUUAAAUGCGCCUUUAAAGCAUAAAAACAAGUUAUACAACAAACUGGGCUGCGCGAGGUGCGGACGAGGUCCUAAAGCCCGCCGGGUUGCCUGUCAAAGACAGCGCGCGCUGUCUUGCGUCCAGAUGGUCCGGCAGCCAGCGUCAUCUACAUUUCUCGACAUCAUGGAACAUGUUCUGUUAGAGCAGGGAUAAUCCAGCCGGACCCGCACUUACAAGGACCUGCUAUAUACACCUGCAUUCUUCUUCUCGGACUGCAGACAUCAUUCAGUGGAAAACCGGUCCCGUCUGGUUGAGUAAUGGUCAUUAACACGAUCCACUGGUUCAGGAAGGGCUUGCGGCUCCACGACAACCCCUCUCUCCGGGAGUCGGUGCUCGGGGCGGAGACUGUCCGCUGCGUCUACAUCCUGGACCCCUGGUUCGCAGGAUCGUCCAACGUCGGGAUCAACAGGUGGAGGUUCCUCUUGCAGAGUCUGGAGGAUUUGGACUCCAGCCUCCGUAAACUCAACUCUCGGCUGUUUGUGAUCCGAGGCCAACCCACCGAUGUCUUUCCCCGGCUUUUCAAGGAGUGGAAGAUAACUCGUCUGUCGUACGAGUACGACUCCGAGCCGUUCGGGAAGGAGCGGGAUGCUGCCAUCAGGAAGCUGGCCUCUGAAGCUGGAGUGGAGGUGACCGUUCGUAUCUCACACACACUCUAUGACCUGGACAGGAUCAUAGAGUUAAACGGGGGCCAGUCUCCCCUCACCUACAAGCGGUUCCAGUCUCUCAUCAGUCAUAUGGAUGCCGUGGAGAUGCCUGCAGAGGCCAUUACAGCUGACAUCAUGGGGAAGUGCUCCACGCCACUGGCUGAAGACCACGAUGACAAGUUUGGGGUCCCCUCCCUGGAAGAACUGGGUUUUGACACUGAAGGCCUGUCCUCAGCGGUUUGGCCUGGAGGAGAGAAUGAGGCUCUGACACGACUGGAGAGGCAUCUGGAGAGGAAGGCGUGGGUGGCCAACUUCGAGCGUCCCAGAAUGAACGCCAACUCGCUGCUGGCCAGCCCGACGGGCCUCAGCCCAUACCUGCGCUUCGGCUGCCUCUCCUGCCGCCUCUUCUACUUCAAACUCACCGACCUGUACAGGAAGGUGAAGAAGAACAGCUCCCCUCCUCUCUCGCUCUACGGUCAGCUGCUGUGGAGGGAGUUUUUCUACACAGCUGCCACCAACAACCCCUGCUUUGAUAAAAUGGAGAGCAAUCCCAUCUGCGUCCAGAUCCCAUGGGACCGCAACCCCGAGGCGCUGGCCAAGUGGGCGGAGGGCCGGACUGGUUUUCCCUGGAUUGAUGCCAUCAUGACCCAACUGAGGCAAGAGGGCUGGAUCCACCACCUGGCCAGACACGCCGUGGCGUGCUUCCUGACCAGAGGAGACCUGUGGAUCAGCUGGGAGGAGGGCAUGAAGGUGUUUGAGGAGCUGCUGCUGGAUGCGGACUGGAGCGUGAAUGCUGGCAGCUGGAUGUGGCUCUCCUGCAGCUCUUUCUUCCAGCAGUUCUUCCACUGCUACUGCCCUGUGGGCUUUGGCCGGCGCACCGACCCCAACGGAGAUUACAUCCGGCGCUAUCUGCCCAUUCUGAGGGGUUUUCCAGCCAAAUACAUCUACGACCCCUGGAACGCUCCGGAAGCCGUGCAGAAGGCAGCGAAAUGCAUUAUCGGAGUGCAUUUUCCAAAACCCAUGGUGCACCAUGCAGAGGCCAGCCGCCUCAACAUCGAGCGGAUGAAGCAGAUCUACCAGCAGCUGUCCUGCUACAGGGGCCUGGGUCUUUUGGCUACCGUCCCAGGCAACUCCAGCGGUAAUGGGAAUAAUGAGACGUCCUCAGAUGGGUCAGGGUUCCCUGUUGAGGUUGCAGCUUCAUCUGCCUAUCAGAUGCCGGUUCACUCCCUGGGAGGCUGGCAGAGUGGUGUCAUGACGUAUCUGCAGGGUGACCCACAAACUGGAGCUGGAGCCGGGGCUCCCCAGCAGGGCUACGCAGCUGGCAGCAGUUUGGUGGGUUUCACCACCGACAGCCAGCAGAUUCACACAGGGUUUGAAGUCCAUGCCAGCGCCCAGACCGGUGGCAAACGACACAGUGAAGACUCCGGGACUCUCCGAGGCUCUAAGGUCCAGAGACAGAACCAGUAGACGGUGUCCCUGCAGACUCACAAUCAACCAAAUAAAACACAAAGACUUUGGUUUUCUACACACCACGUGUUGCAAGAACGCACCUUCAGGACGAGCCCCCAGCCUACCCUGACUCCUUCAUCAAACAUACUGGUUGGAGGAAGCGUUGCUAACAUGGAGGACUGCUGUGCUGUCACACAGGGACUAAUGUCUUCUGCACAUAUUGAAUUUGUUGCUCCAGUUUACACACAACUUGUACAUAUUUGGAUAUUGUAUGUGUAUGUGUGUGUUUUUUGUCUGUGGCCACAGACACACUGAUAUAUUUUUAUAUGAUGGAUCGUUCUGGAUGGACCUUCAGUAAAAACUCAAUGU
Molecule: messenger RNA, 2564 nt
Organism: Melanotaenia boesemani (Boeseman's rainbowfish)
Lineage: Eukaryota; Metazoa; Chordata; Actinopteri; Atheriniformes; Melanotaeniidae
Product: cryptochrome-1-like
Exons: 15
Coding region: 360-2213 (617 amino acids)
Biological process (GO): entrainment of circadian clock by photoperiod; circadian regulation of gene expression; negative regulation of DNA-templated transcription
Cellular component (GO): nucleus; cytoplasm
Molecular function (GO): FAD binding; DNA binding
Source: RefSeq, a predicted model, not a curated record